This is a messenger RNA of Monopterus albus (swamp eel), 2441 nucleotides long. RefSeq names its product homer scaffold protein 2 (gene homer2). The transcript is spliced from 9 exons. NCBI's taxonomy places the organism in Eukaryota, Metazoa, Chordata, Actinopteri, Synbranchiformes, Synbranchidae. Gene Ontology annotation, molecular function: G protein-coupled glutamate receptor binding. Gene Ontology annotation, biological process: G protein-coupled glutamate receptor signaling pathway. The coding region runs from base 552 to 1616 and encodes 354 amino acids. The record is from RefSeq and is a predicted model, not a curated record.
AAGUGAAACCGCAGAUACAACACAGAAACCGCAGGUUUAAAAGAGAGAGUGGGUGGUUUUGGCAGAAGCGUGAGCAGGUAGAAGCCGCUCCGUGUCGCUGCUGCUGCCCCUCAUAUGUAACACAAUCCCGCUGGGGAGGAACAAACAGCGAGCAAGCAGGGAAAUGCAAGCAUUGACUUAAUUAAUCGGCGCCGAUAAUGCGAAGAUAGGAAGGGAAAAGCUAUCCCGAAGCGUAAUUUAUUCUGUCUCGUAUUUGGAGAAGAGAAACAAACGAGCAUAGAGAAAAACUUCCUUAAAUGACCAGGGUUCUGUGAGACUGAGCUGGACAACCCGGUGAAUCGAGUUUGCGAAGUGCUCUCACAUUUCAGUUGUGUCUCAGCAGCAACAAGACUUGUUCGAAGCUCCUACACGGGGAAUGAACUCUUUGGACCACUGAUCAUUUGGGGACUUUGACUGCGCCUCUAAACAUUUUUUUUCAAAUAUUGGCCUCUCAAGCAGCCAAUAUAACCGACAUAUAGACUAUAAAGGAGUUGUUCCUCAAGUCCGCGGCAAUGGGGGAGCAGCCGAUCUACACCACCAGGGCCCAUGUCUUCCAAAUCGAUCCAACCACCAAGAAGAACUGGGUUCCUGCCAGCAAGCAAGCUGUCACCGUCUCCUAUUUUUUCGACAGCACACGUAACAGCUACCGCAUUAUCAGCGUGGAUGGAACCAAGGUCAUCAUCAACAGUACCAUCACACCCAACAUGACGUUCACCAAGACAUCGCAGAAGUUUGGCCAGUGGGCAGACAGCAGAGCCAACACUGUGUUUGGACUGGGCUUUGCUUCAGAGCAGCAACUGGCCAAGUUUGCUGACAAGUUCCAGGAGGUGAAAGAAGCAGCCAAGCUAGCAAGGGACAAGUCUCAUGAGAAGGGGGAGACGAUGAGUAAUCACUCCCAGGAGUCUGGACGUGAGACACCCUCAACCAACCAGGCGUCCAGCUUUAACGGGACAGAUGAUGAGAAAAUCUGUCACGUCGUUCCGGAGGCUACCGUGCUGAAAAGUGAGAACGAACGCCUCAAGAGUGCGGCAGAACAUAGUAACACUAACACCAAGAAGUGGGAAACAGAACUGCAGACUUUAAGAGAAAAUAAUGCCAGGCUGGUGGAUGCGCUGCAGGAGUCUUCAGCCAAUGUGGAGAGCUGGAAAAAGCAACUUAGUGCCUGCAAGGAAGAGAGUGACAUGCUCAGGGGAAAGAUUGCUGAACUAGAAGCCCAGUGUAAUGAAGUCAAUCAGGACAAGCAGAGAAACACCCAGCUGAGAGUACGAGUGCAGGAGCUGGAGGCUGAGCUACAGGAUAAAGAGCAGGAGCUGGAGAACCUGAGGAAGCAGGCAGAGAUAAUCCCUCAGCUCAUGGCGGAGUGUGAUGGCAUCACUACAAAAUUGCAGGCUGCAGAGAUGAGGAACAAGGAACUGGAGGGGACAAUAGAGGGUCUUCAGAUGGACAUAAACAACACUCGAAAAAAGCAGGGCAACAUGAAGGUCGAGCUGAAGAAGUUCAUGGAUAUUCUGGAUGGAAAAAUAGAUGAGCUGCAUGAGGUCAGGCAGGGGCUUUCAAAGCUAGGCGUUGAUAACUGAGAAACAUUGCACUGAGCUGAAAGGGUCAGAGGACAGGUACGAAGAAUACACUACAGUUUGUCUUCACCUACUUCCCCAAGGUGAUGUCCACUCAAACUACCCACUUUGGCUUCUAAUAAACACUACCAUGUGAGGAAGAUGUUUUGGAGAGGGAGAGAAAGAGAGACUGGCAGACUAUGAGGAGGAAGGCCAGCAUGCUCCACCAAAUGGCUCCACUGUGUACGCUGGCAUACUGAAACUAAAUCAAAAGUCACAUUUUGAGCUUACUUAUCCGUUUCUGUGGGGGGAAACGGCUUUAAAAAGCUGGUGGCGGGUUCUUUGAUUCUGUCCAUCUUUCUUUUUCUACAGGCAGUCUGAGCUUAGAGUAGAACAGGGGACUUAAAAGGGCUAAAAUGAGCAACACAUGAAGACAAUGCUGUUCAGCAUCACUCAAGUAAUAAUUGGUGUCACUCCUUGUGGGUCCCCUCAGAAAAUUGGGAGAUAAAACCUUUCCACAGACUGCCCCCGUUGUUGCCUCUCGUCUAUCUCAGGUGUGUUUGAAGACGGUUUAUACGCAUUAGAUUAUAUGCACAUGUAAAAUGGCCGGGACACAAAGUGCCUCCAGGUGAGUCUAAAUCUACCUGGCAAGGAGAACUGGCCAAGUGAUGACCAUCACCAUAAUAAUAACUUGAUGGUUUUUGUGUGGAAAAAUACACAUCUUUGCUAUUGAAAUGAGAUGAAAAGAAAAUGCAAGCAGGCAAGCCCAUCCCACGGAUGUUACUAUACUUAAUGGAUGUUAAUUUGGUGAGAAACUCAAAGGACAAAACAGGCAUUUGCACAAAAACU